This is a messenger RNA of Myotis daubentonii (Daubenton's bat), 916 nucleotides long. It is a transcript of the gene CSGALNACT1, whose product is annotated as sterile alpha motif domain-containing protein 1-like. Gene Ontology annotation, cellular component: Golgi cisterna membrane. The coding region runs from base 1 to 624 and encodes 207 amino acids. Lineage: Eukaryota; Metazoa; Chordata; Mammalia; Chiroptera; Vespertilionidae. The record is from RefSeq and is a predicted model, not a curated record. Gene Ontology annotation, molecular function: glucuronosyl-N-acetylgalactosaminyl-proteoglycan 4-beta-N-acetylgalactosaminyltransferase activity. The transcript is spliced from 2 exons.
AUGUGCAAAGUUUCCGUGAGUAAGUGGGUCCAUGGAGGCGAGGGCAGGGCAGCCCAGUGCGGGUUAAGGAAACGGGCUGGAGCGGGGAGGGGGGCGGGGAGCCGGGGGAACUCGGUCCCGAAAGAGGAAGGACCACCUACUAGUGGAAUAGACCCCGGGUCCCCUCUCCCGGGCCGCUGGCCGCGCACCGGUGUCUUAGCCGCGUCCCCAACUUUGCGGGAUCUCAGUAAGCAGUCACGUGCAAAGCCGCCCACCUGCAGGGGACCCCGGGCUCCGCGCCGCCGUCAGAGGGCGGACAGACUCCGCCGGGGCGCCCGGCUCCGACCCGGCAGAGGCACGCACUGCAGCGGGGGCUGGGGGAGCGGGUGGGCGCAGCCCCGCGCGGCCCCGCGGCCUCUCCCGGCGCGAGCGCUGGGGCUCGGCCGCGGUUCAGCCCGCCGCCGCCGCUCCCCGCCCCCCGGGUCCCCGGAGGCUCCGCGGCCGCCGGAGCGGGAGGUGGAGCCGAGCCCGCGGCGGCCGCGCAGGAGGGAAAGUUGGCGGCGCGGGAGCAGCAGGCGCGGCGGGGCAGCGCGGGGAGCCUCGUCCUCCAGCAUCUCCUCAUCCUUCCUUAAUAUCACCUGGUGACCUUGUUUCUCAUUUCACUGAUGAAGUAAGAACACUUUGAAGAUAGCGACUCUGCCCUUUCGGUGCUAACACUACAAACCCAUCCCACCAUCCGUCCUUCUAGAUUUCAGAUUUAUUUCCUCCUAAACCAACAGACUCACCCCUGUCCAAGGCCUGCCCUUCUUGCUCUGGAUUCCAUCUCUUCUCACUUACUUAAGGGUAUUCCUCUAAAGUGGAUCUUUUCCUCCCUGCAUCAUUAAUUCUUCCUCUUUCCUGGGUCAGCCCCAUCAGCACGGGCUGAUAGAAAUACCUU